This is a messenger RNA of Polyodon spathula (Mississippi paddlefish), 1121 nucleotides long. RefSeq lists its product as uncharacterized. Bases 247 to 879 code for a protein of 210 amino acids. The record is from RefSeq and is a predicted model, not a curated record. The transcript is spliced from 7 exons. Lineage: Eukaryota; Metazoa; Chordata; Actinopteri; Acipenseriformes; Polyodontidae.
CUGCCCCCGGCCGACCUCGGCAGCUUCUUCCACAGCAGCUUCCUCAGCAGCCAGGGCUUCGCUCCUCUGGAACCGGAGCUUGAUGAGACCGCAGGGACCGCUCUGGGUUUCCAUAGUGACGAGCUGGCCGAGCAUCCUGUCGUGGAGCGGAGCGGAGAGGGGCGAGGAGAGGGGAGCGGGCAGCGCGGGCACAGCCUGGACUCCAGCAGCAGCAGCAAACACAGCGAGCUGCAACGCUACAUCCACAUGCUCUUGGACAGAUCUCCUGGGGAUCCCCUGGAAUCCAGAGCCCUAGAUUCAGAGGAACCCCCAAACUCCCACAGCGCCUCCCAGUAUACCCAGCAUCCCCUGCAAGGUAGCUCGCCCGUGCUCAGAGCCCGGUCCACUGGGCUGUGGGAUCACGUGAGACCAGCGCCCACGGGCCAGUCUGCCGUGCAGAAAACCAAAAUCAUCGCGGCAGGACCGUCCCAGAGAAGCGCGGAGCAAAAGCAGCCUCCUCCCUCCACAGCAGAGAGAGGUGCUGAAGAAGGGGUGCUGUCCCCCAAGCAGAUUGGGGAGCUCUCCAGACUCCUGGGACAGUACCAGGGUCACCCCGGCAAGGGGGUGCAGUCUGUAGAGGAGCUGUACACCUACCUGCGAGCUGUGGAGCCCAACAGCCCCAGACAGAAAGAAGCACAUGUGGGAAGCGGGGCUGUGCGCAGAACUCUGGAUCAGAAAGUGAGCCGCGGGGUGAAGGAGGAGUUGGUGGCGCCCCAGCCCGCCCCCUCCCAGCGCCGAACCAUCGCAUCCCGUCCGGCCAGCGAGAAGAGCCAGCCCAAACCAGUAAAGAAACUGGGGAACCAGAACCAGGGGUCGGCCAAGGGGUCCUCCUGGAGAUAGGAGAGCCGGGGUGGGGGGUGAGAUUGAUGUUAACCUUGAUUUCAAUGUGUUGCUUUUAUUUUUUAUUUGAUUUUGUUUUAUUUUAUAGAAAUGCUUUCUUGUUGUGAAUGGCUUGUUCCUGGGUUUUCGAUUUCCAAUGAUAUUCCAUCACAGUUUCAAAGCCCAGUGUUACUCGAUCGCAGUGCUAGCAUUUUUGUUUUAAGAAGAAGAAGAAGAAACGAAUAAAAUAAUAAUUUAAUGAC